CUGAACAAUGCGUGUCGGAGCGCGAGGAGCCGGAGGAUGUGAUUUGGCACCGAGGCUCAGAGCCCCGCGAUUCUCCUCCGCCGCUCUUUCAAUGGGAGAAGAACCGUGAACAUGUGGAUACCGACGGAACACGAGAAAUUCGGAGUGGUGCUGGCCAGUUUUCGGGGGACGAUACAACACGGCUUGCCUCUGGAGAUUGGUGACACAGUGCAGAUCCUGGAGAAAUGUGAAGGCUGGUACAGAGGCUUCGUGCUCAAGAACCCAAAUGCCAAGGGGAUUUUCCCAUGCAGCUACAUUCAUUUGAAAAAUGCUCAAAUCAAGAACAAGGGGCAGUUUGAGACUGUGGUGCCCACAGAAGAUAUGGUCAUUACAGAGAUGACGUCCACAUUACGGGAAUGGGGCACCAUAUGGAAGCAGCUUUAUGUGAAGAAUGAGGGAGAUCUGUUCCACAGGUUGUGGCAUGUGAUGAACGAGAUCUUGGAUCUACGGCGGCAGGUUCUGGUUGGUCACCUGACUCACGACCGCAUGAAGGACGUCAAACAACACAUCACUGCACGCCUGGACUGGGGAAAUGAGCAGCUGGGUUUGGACCUGGUCCCCAGGAGAGAGUUCAGCAUGGUGGACCCUGAUGACAUCAGUGUCACUGAGCUGUACAGACUGAUGGAACAUCGGCACCGGAAAAAAGACACGCCGGUCCCAGCAAGCACACAUCACCUGUUUGUGCACAUGAAGAGUCUGAUGAACGUGAACCUGGGUGAGGAGCUGGACGUUUUCUUCUAUAUCUACGACAGCAGAGAGAGUCGACCUCUCAGUGAAAGGUUCUUUGUGAAGCUAAAUAAGAACGGAGUGCCCAAGUCUCCAGAGAAGACAGAGACGCACUGUACCCUUUUUGUGGACUUAGGGAGCAGUGACCUGAGAAAAGACGUGUAUAUUGUUGUUCACGUCAUUAGGAUAGGGAGGAUGUGUGCUGGCGAGAAGAAGAACACAUGCAGCGUGCAGUACAGGCGUCCGUUUGGCUGCGCUGUGAUCAGCAUCGCAGAUCUACUGACUGCUGACACGAAAGAUGACCAGAUCCUCAAAGUCUAUGCAUGUAACACUGAGAGUGAUUGGAGUCAAAUCCACGACAACAUCAUCAAAAAAGUGAACUCCAGAUAUAACCUGUCAGGAUCCAACACGGGCCUCGCAGUGACUCUCCAGUUACUCCAUGGGGACAUUGAGCAGUUGCGGAGGGAGUACAUGGCCAUUUUCUCCCGGGGUGUCUCCGUCACCAGGAAACUGGGCUUCUCUGAUGUCAUCAUGCCAGGAGAGAUGAGGAAUGAUCUGUACAUCACCCUGGAGAAAGGCGAGUUUGAGAAGGGAGGGAAGACAGUCGCCAGAAAUGUAGAGAUCACCGUUUACGCGCUGGAUGUCGAUGGACAGAUUCUCAGGAGCUAUGUUGCAGCAGGUUCAGGUGAGCCAGGGGGCGAUGAGUACCACUCCUUUGUGCUGUACCACAACAACAGCCCACGCUGGGCUGAGCAGAUCAAGCUGCCCAUCCCUGUUGACAUGUUCCGUGGCUCCCAUGUCCGCUUUGAGUUUCGCCACUGCUCCACAAAAGACAAAGCGGAGAAGAAGCUGUUUGGCUUCUCGUUUGUCCCUUUAAUGCAGGAAGAUGGACGCACUCUCCCUGAUGGCACCCAUGAGCUUAUUGUCCAUAAGUGUGAAGAGAACGCUAAUUUUCAGGACUGUGCUCGCUACCUCAAUCUACCCUUCAUCAAAACCAACCCGCCAGGCAACAACCAAGCUGUGAAAAGCAGCAAGGAGUCCUUAUGGAUCACCUCGUUCCUUUGUUCCACCAAACUGACGCAGAACGGUGAUAUGCUGGACUUACUGAAAUGGAGGGUGCACCCUGAGAGGAUCAGUGACAGUCUGUCCAAACUGAAGGCGAUUGAUGGCUCUGAAAUAGUGAAGUUUUUACAGGAUACACUGGACACGCUAUUUGGAAUUUUGGACGAGAGCCCGCAGAGAUAUGGUCUCAAAGUCUUUGAUUCACUUGUGCACAUUAUAAAUUUACUCCAAGACAGCAAGUUCCAGCACUUUAAACCCGUCAUGGACACGUACAUCGAGAGCCACUUCGCAGGAGCUUUGUCAUACAGGGAUCUGAUUAAGGUACUGAAAUGGUACGUGGACCGCAUCGUUGACGCCGAACACCAGGACCACAUCCAGCGAGUGCUCAAGGCGACAGAGUACAUCUUUAAGUACAUCAUCCAAUCUCGGAGGCUGUUUGCACUCGCCACAGGAGGCCAGAACGAGGAAGAGUUUCGCUGCUGUAUGCACGAACUCUUCAUGUCCAUUCGCUUCUUCUUGUCACAGGAGAGUAAAGGGUCUGGCCCCAUCACGCACACACAGGCGGUGUUUUUGCAGGCGUUUCCUGCAGUCUAUGGGGAGCUGCUGAAGCUGUUCACUGUCAGAGAGGUGGCCUCGUUUGUGCGAGACACGCUGGGGAGUCUGCCGGACACUUCACAGUCAGACUGCCCUCUGGAGACUGUCAAACUACAGUGCAUUUCCAAAACUGUGGAAAGCCAGCUGUACACAAACCCAGAAUCGAGGUGUAUCCUGCUCCCUGUGGUCUUGCGCUUGUUACAAACUCACAUGCAGGAGCAGCGGGAUCUGGUGAUGUGUGCCCAAAUACUCACCAGCAUGCUGUCGAUCAUAAAGAGAUACGAUACGGAGCCAGCCAUAUCUGAAGAAGUGGAUCUGAUAGUGGAGAGCUUGCUGAGUGUGUUAUUGAGGACCAUACUGGAGAUUUCCAACCGUCCGCAAACCCCAGCGUCGACCCUGCGUCCUCAGAGUCAGGAUGUCACGGGGGAGUUUGUGUCUUGUCUUUUGGCUCUCCUGAAGCAGAUGGGAGAUCAGCACUACCAGCAGCAUCUUCAGCGUUUCACCAAUAAAGACGAGCUGAGGGAUUUCCUCCUGCAGAUUUUCACCGUGUUCCGAAUCCUGAUCCGGCCUGAGAUGUUUCCUAAAGACUGGACAGUCAUGCGGCUCGUCACUAAUAAUGUCAUCAUCACAACAGUGCUUUACCUGUCAGAUGCUCUGAGGAAAAAUUUUCUCAAUGACAGGUUUGAUUAUAAGGUCUGGGACUCGUACUUCUAUCUAUCUGUAAUCUUCAUCAACCAGCCCUGCCUCCAGCUUGAGACCUUCUCUCCUUCGAAGCGCAAGAAAAUUCUAGAAAAAUACGGAGAUAUGAGAGUGAUGAUGGGCUGUGAAAUCUUCAGUAUGUGGCAGAAUCUAGGAGAACACAAGUUAAACUUCAUCCCUGCUAUGAUCGGCCCGUUCCUCGAGGUGACUCUGGUUCCUCAGCCGGAUCUAAGGAACGUGAUGAUCCCCAUCUUUCACGAUAUGAUGGACUGGGAACAGCGCCGCAGCGGCAACUUCAAACAGGUGGAGGCGAAACUUAUAGACAAGCUCGACAGUCUGAUGUCAGUAGGAAAGGGUGAUGAAACUUACCGGGAGCUCUUCAACAGCAUUCUUUUAAAGAAGAUCGAGAGAGAGACAUGGAGAGAGAGCGGAAUCUCAUUAAUUGCAACAGUAACACGUUUAAUGGAGAGACUGCUCGAUUACAGGGACUGUAUGAAACUUGGAGAAGUGGAUGGAAAGAAGAUUGGCUGUACUGUCAGUCUGUUGAACUUCUAUAAAACAGAGCUGAAUAAGGAGGAGAUGUAUAUCCGCUACAUCCACAAGCUGUACGACCUGCACUUGAAAGCACAGAACUACACAGAAGCUUCUUAUACACUGCUGCUGUAUGAUGAACUGUUGGAGUGGUCCGAAAGGCCACUGCGGGAGUUUCUGAGUUACCCCAUGCAGAGCGAGUGGCAGAGGAAAGAGUAUUUGCAUCUCACCAUCAUCCAGAACUUUGAUCGUGGCAAGUGUUGGGAGAACGGCAUCCUCCUGUGUCGAGAGCUGGCUGAUCAGUAUGAAGCAUACUAUGAUUACAGGAAUUUGAGCAAAAUGAAGAUGAUGGAGGCCUCCCUGUAUGAUAAAAUAAUGGACCAACAGAGACUGGAACCCGAGUUCUUCCGAGUGGGCUUCUAUGGGAAGAAGUUCCCUUUCUUUUUACGGAAUAAGGAGUUUGUAUGCCGUGGCCAUGACUACGAGCGUUUGGAAGCCUUCCAGCAGCGCAUGCUCAACGAAUUCCCUCAUGCCAUUGCCAUGCAACAUGCCAACCAGCCAGACCAGACCAUCUACCAGGCCGAGGCCCAGUACCUCCAAAUCUACGCAGUGACUCCAAUCCCAGACAGCCAGGACGUCCUCCAGAGAGACGGCGUACCGGACAACAUCAAAAGCUUCUACAAAGUCAACAACAUCUGGCGUUUCCGCUAUGACCGUCCUUUCCACAAGGGCACCAAAGACAAGGAGAAUGAGUUUAAGAGUCUGUGGGUGGAGAGGACAACGCUGACCCUGGUGCAGAGUCUCCCAGGGAUCUCCCGCUGGUUCGAAGUGGACAAGAGAGAUCUGGUGGAGGUGAGCCCGCUGGAGAACGCCAUCGAGGUGAUUGAAAACAAGAACCUACAGCUGCGCACACUCAUCACGCAGUGCCAGACACGCCAGAUGCAGAACAUCAACCCGCUCACCAUGUGCUUAAACGGCGUGAUAGACGCUGCUGUGAAUGGAGGCCUUGCUCGCUACCAGGAGGCAUUCUUUGUGAAAGACUACGGGACGAAUCACCCUGAGGACGGAGAUAAGAUUGGACGCCUCAGAGGACUCAUGUUCGAGCAGGCACAGAUACUGGAGUUCGGUCUAACUGUCCAUGAGAAGUUUGUUCCGCAGGACAUGCGGCCACUGCAUAAGAAACUGGUGGAUCAGUUCCAUCUCAUGAAAUCUAGCUUAGGGAUUCAGGACUUCUCAACGUACAUGAGAGCCAGUCCGAUCCAUUUUCCCAAUGGAAGCCCACGAGUUGGUCGAAACUCAAUGCCCAACAUCUUGAAUGUGGAAGGAGGGCGUGUGGUGGCCCGCCGCAGUCCACUCAGCUAUCCAGCAGUGAACCGAUACUCUUCAUCCUCUCUGUCAUCACAAGCCUCCAAUGAAGUGAGCAACAUCACCGGGCAGUCAGAAAGCUCAGACGAAGUCUUCAACAUGCAGCCUAGUCCAUCUACCUCGAGUCUCAGCUCCAAUCACUCAGCCUCUCCAAAUGUGACCAGCUCUGCCCCCUCCAGUGCCCGAGGUUCACCUCAGUUGUCAGAGAAGCAGAAGCAUGUCCGGGAGAACUCCUGUCUCUCUCCAAGGGAAAGACCCUGCAGCGCUGUAUUUCCCAAUCCGCUUGAUCCCACACAGAGGACGAUCCAGCAUCCAGCAGGUGAUGCCUCUUUGCCUCGCAGUGAACCCAACAUCUCCAUUCCAGACAAAGUGGUCAAGCCUGCCCCAAGCAGCUGGAGUCUUGACACAACCUUCUCUGACUCUUUCGGAAAGCAGUUUUGCCCCCCUGUCCCUCCUAGGCUUCCAUACUCAGGGUCUCCUGCUAAAAAUAUGAGAUCACAGUCACCAGGUCCAGUAUCAAGGUCACCACAAAAGUACUCCGUGCCACCCUUCACACCCUCACCCACGGAGUGCCCACCAGCAGGACUCGUACCCAACUCCCCAGUGCUCUCUGGCAGCUACAGUAGUGGCAUCUCCUCUCUCAGCCGCUGCAGUGUUUCUGAAGCCUCAGGCACCGAAGCCACACCCUCUACCGACCACGCCCUCCCCACCUCCACCUCUAGUGGCUCGGAUGAGCUUUUCCGGCGAGAGAACAAGACUCCGCCCCCUUACAGCAGCAACCCGCGGCGGCCGGUUCCCCUCCCUCACAGCCUUUCGAUUCCCACGAGUGCUGAUGCUCCACCCAUUCCACCAAAACCCCACCAGCUUCGCAGUGUUAAGCCAGUGGAGCAGCUACCCAGACCACGCCCCCUUCCCAGGAAAGUCUCUCAGCUUUAGUGCUGCUGGAAGAAAAUGCCAUGCACCACCAAUUGCACUUUCUCUCUUCGGGUUGCUAAACCCAAACUUUCAAUUUACAUAACAGACUGGGGAUGUCGGAGGAUAUGGCAGGGGUAUUACUGCUAAUUCCUGCACUUUUCAGCAAUUACAGAUCACGAUGCUCUUCUCUGAGUACCAGGGCAUUUUUACAUUGUGUAAAUACUGAUAUGAAACGUAUGUUCUGCCUUAAGUAUUGAAAACAGAAUAUUUUACCAUUGGGUAAUGCACGUUUCUAAGUACAUUUUUAGUACGUUCUACUUUUCUAAAUGGCUCAGAGGUGCUAAAGGCCUCCAUUCGGCUCUUCAUAUAGGCACUUGAUAAUAUUCACGGCUUGGCUCACACACACUUGGACUCGUAAAAGAGACUGCUUUUUUUUUUUUUUUUAAUUAGGUGGCCAGUUCACCAAACCCGUUUAUUCAUCAGCAGGAGCAUGUUUUACAGAGGUCACAGUCUCGUUGAUGCAGAAUAUUCAUCCAUUACCUAGUUGUUAGGAUGAGGUUUAUGGUUUACAUGAACUGGUCAACAGACGCUUCACAACUAAAGCCUGACCACACAAGUCGAAUACUUGAGUUCAUUUACCAGGUAUUGUGCCAAAGGAACAAGGAAUCUGCUUAUGCAGAGGCAGUCAUGCUGUAUUUGUAUUUUUCCAGCUCAAGAUUCACAUUAGGUCUUUGUUUUCAUAUUUUUACACCAUCAUUUUGUGGUGGUGUUUUUUCUUUUUUGAAAGACACAUGUUAAAGUACAACCGCGUUGUUAGUGGCAGAACCAGAUAUGCCAUGACAGACUGGUACUCACAUUACACUGCCUGAGUAAUAUGUCGGAAAGGAGCUGACACAGGAGGAUCUGCCCAUGGGCAUAGCAGGAGCUAGCCUAAUUAAGGUGCAGUGCAUAGUGACUGUGACUAUGACGCGUGCUGAAAUUGCUGGAGCCUUUACAGAAAUGAAGCCUGCCAUUCUUCGUAUUUACAUUCUACGAUGCCAAUUACAUCAACUAUUCACAUACUACACCAAUUAUGAGCGUUGAAAUUUGCCCAGGUUGCCAUACCGCACUCUCAAAACUGCCAGUAGGAAUUUUAGAGGAUUGUUCAUUUGAAGGUCUCAAACACCAGACUCUACAGUGGGCUGUGACAAUACAUCAGAGUAAUGAUUAUUUAGUUAUGUUAUUACAAUUUUGCCGUUUCUACUUAUACCACCAUUCUGCCUUUAACCGCAUAGUACACUGUAUAGUGGUUUUUCCGUGGUUCUCCGACCAGUCCUCACAGCCUUCCAGAUGCUCUGCGUUUUAGCCUAACAAUCAGUUUUAAGGAAAAACAUGAUGGGGUGUGAUUUAAGGGAAAAAACAAUCAAGUGUCGUGUGGUGUGGUAUGAUGUGGCUGGAUGCAAAGUUCCAGCUGCCAUCCUGAAAUUUAUUAUUUUUGAAGAACAAUUUUUGUUGAAGAAAGUCAUUUUUUAAAUCAAUUUACAUUUGCUUUUAAAGCUAGACGGCCUUUCGUUUUCAUAAAAUCAGUGACAUUUAGUUCCUUCUGAAAUGUGGUCAUUGUGAUGUAUGUUUAUUUCUGUAAUAUCUCACAAAAUAUCAGACCAUUCUGUGGCUGGGAAGUUCUUUAAUUUGAGGGAAUUCCUGAGCAAAUAAUGUGCAUGAAAUCGCUCGCUUCGUGCAGUCAAGCAGACAGAGGAAGUCCAUGUGCCCAUGCGCAGGUUUACCGUCUUCUUCUUCUUUCGGGUUUUACGGCAGCUGGCAUCCACAGUGUCUCAUUACUGCCAUCUACAGGUUUACCUUGACCGUGCACUGACAGUUACAUCAUUUUGUCGCUAAAUGAACAGCUGAUCACACCGAGGUGCUCGCUGAGCGCCGAUAUUUAUUAGUUUGAUUCUGCGUUUCCUUUCCUUCGUAUAUAACAUAACAUCCUUUCUUCUCACUUUCCAUUACUGUAGUCGGCCUUUCACGUUUCAUUUUUCUCUUCCGUUUCAAAUUUGUAUCCCACAACGCCUUGCACGAACAGGGAAAGCCCACCACGUGAUGCAUGAUGUAGUAUCUUGAAUUGGGUCAUGGUGAAGCAGGAAAAAAUAGCAGAGAAUUUAGGGCCACGUGGCCCUAAAUACAUUAAUUGUUCUAUUUUAAAAAAACUAAUAAAAUUGGAAGUCUGUGAUUUGAAUUCAGUAGCUUUCGGUCCGGGCGGCACGGUGGUGUAGUGGUUAGAGCUGUCGCCUCACAGCAAGAAGGUCCGGGUUCGAGCCCCGUGGCCGGUGAGGGCCUUUCUGUGCGGAGUUUGCAUGUUCUCCCUGUGUCCGCGUGGGUUUCCUCCGGGUGCUCCGGUUUCCCCCACAGUCCAAAGACAUGCAGGUUAGGUUAACUGGUGACUCUAAAUUGACCGUAGGUGUGAAUGAGAGUGUGAAUGGUUGCCUGUGUCUAUGUGUCAGCCCUGUGAUGACCUGGCGACUUGUCCAGGGUGUACCCCGCCUUUCGCCCGUAGUCAGCUGGGAUAGGCUCCAGCUUGCCUGCAGCCCUGUAGAACAGGAUAAAGCGGCUAGAGAUAAUGAGAUGAGAUGAGCUUUCGGUCCACUAAACAAAAAUUACUGGGUGUCGGGAAAAAUUCUUUUUAUGAUCUAAACUUGAAAAAUCUGAAACGCAGUCUAGCUUUAAUGUUGUAGAACAUCUGGGAAACAAAUUAGUUCCUGUUAUGAUUUACAUUAUUGUAGCAAUAUACAGUCGUUCUCUCACAAACCUCUCUUUUUUUUUCUCAUGAAGUUAGACAAAAACUGCAGCUUGUUAGCAAGAAACUGCAAACCACUCCAUCCUGAAGACUUUCCUCGAGCAGAAAACCUAAAGGAAAAGCUUUACAUCUUUACAAGCACAGUAAUAUACACCUAUCAAUUGCCUUAUAGCCGGCUCUACUGCCAGACCUGCUCAAAAUUAAUCAACACCUUUUGGCCAGUCGGGUUUGAGCAUUCCCGAGUGCUGUGGUAUAAGUAUAGUAUAGAGUCUGUUUCCAGUUAGUUUUUUUUUUUUAUGAAAUAUGUCUAGAGAUGUUUUUUUUUUAUAUUUUAUUUUAUUGCCUUCUUAUAAGAAAUCAGAAAUCAUACAUUUGCAAAAUUACUGUAUUUUAUACGUUUAUGUAUUGUCACAGCCCAUUUUAAUUUAACCUAAUCAAUAUAUUAAUCGACUAUGUUUUUUAUAUGUAAUCAUUUACACAGAAACUUUCAACAACACACUGAUUCGGGUAUUUAGAGCAAUCCUACCAGAGCCUGGUUUUGUGCGCUGCAAAUGAACAGGAGUAAACAUUGGUAACACUGAAUGGAAAAUAAUGAUCACCACCUCUCUCACUACUGCAGGCUUAUUUCUGUUUAUUUCUGGAAUAUUAAAUAUUGUUCACAUUUUUCAGACUUGGAUUUGUUGAGACCUUUGGAUAAACCUCUUUACAUGAAUCAGUGCUUGAAAAAAAUGUAAAUUAUAUAAUAACAUCCUUGUAAUUAUGCCAAAUAUGAGACAUUCUUUAUUGUAAAUAUAAUGUUUUUAAAAGAAAGUGUAGCUAUAACAAAUUUACAGC
Molecule: messenger RNA, 9538 nt
Organism: Neoarius graeffei (lesser salmon catfish)
Lineage: Eukaryota; Metazoa; Chordata; Actinopteri; Siluriformes; Ariidae
Gene: dock4b
Product: dedicator of cytokinesis 4b
Exons: 52
Coding region: 112-5952 (1946 amino acids)
Biological process (GO): small GTPase-mediated signal transduction; cell chemotaxis
Cellular component (GO): cytoplasm; plasma membrane
Molecular function (GO): guanyl-nucleotide exchange factor activity; GTPase activator activity; small GTPase binding
Source: RefSeq, a predicted model, not a curated record